Wyeomyia smithii (pitcher-plant mosquito) is the source of this 1272-nucleotide messenger RNA. RefSeq lists its product as uncharacterized. NCBI's taxonomy places the organism in Eukaryota, Metazoa, Arthropoda, Insecta, Diptera, Culicidae. The record is from RefSeq and is a predicted model, not a curated record. The coding region runs from base 663 to 1247 and encodes 194 amino acids. The transcript has a single exon.
CGGUUGUUCGUUUUUGUGCUGGCUUAAAUUUUCGUUACGUUGGAUUUUCCAAUAUUUUACAAUUCGGUCAGUGAUUUCAAGUGAUUAUUCAAUAGAUUAAACAUAAUAAUUGAAAACGGAUUCCAGUAAAGAACAUGGAUUCAGAGAAGCCGUGUGAGGACGAAGAUGAAUUUUUCUACAAAACAACUGAAGAUUGGGUUGGAGAAUCGAUUAUCGAUUACAAUUUGGAGGAGCUGAAAAACGACGACGAAGUGGAUAACUCAGCAAUUGAUCCGUUAGAAGACAGCAGCAGUAGCAAUGGCAGAAAAGCAGUAAAUAGUUGUGACGCUUUGUUUUUCUGCAUUUUGCUAGUCCACAAGCGAUAAUUCAAAGGACAAUCUUCAGGAACCUACGUUGCUCGCUGGGAGUUGUCAGCAGGAAGUAGUCGUGAAUUCGUGAAAAAAGCGUGGAAUUUAUCGAAGAAAUAUUUGGCUCGUGAAGUUGUGUUCGUUUCUAACGCUGAUGGAACAUCAAGUCCAUCAUGGAGCUCCCACGAAUCACCCAUCGAAAGCGAAUUUCACAAGUUUGUGCUUUUCCAAUCUGGUCGGCGAAAUUAUACCCUCGAUAAAUUAAGCGAUGAAAAAACUUCUCUUUUGCAAAGUUGAAGAGGCAAAGAAAUUUCUAUGUUUUUGCAUAUUUACUCGCUCUUAUUAAGCAGCCGGGCUGUUUGGAAUUCAGUAAAGGACAUGUUGAUUGACCCAGCAGAAAAGGAUAGAUCCGGAGCAGCGAUGACUCAAGCAGUUUUAGAUCAAUCUGAUGAGCUCAGAACGACACACGGUGAUCAUUUGGAUGGGCAUGGAAUGGCUUGGUCAUUCUGGGCCAACAGUAUUUUGAACGCUCCUGCUCACCUACGAGAAGCAAUGAAGAAUCAUCCACCUCAGCAUUUAUCGCAUUUGUUUCGCGCGAAAGAAGGACCACGUAUCACCGCUAUUAGACGAGAAUUGAAUGUAGCUCAUGGUGUAAAUGAUAGUUUUCACGAGAAGAUCACGGCUCUUCGGCAGGCUUUUAACGUACUAGAAUCGAGCUUUGAACACUUCAGCGGAACGAUAAAAAUAGUAAAACAACGCCUCGAGGCCCUCGAGAUAAGAGAUAAGCUAAGCGAAACCCUCAUCAGUGCAAUGGAGUCGUCUGCAAGCGUUCAAGAAGAUCAAGGAGGCAAGGCAUUGAGCAUGGAAAUCACCGAUGCUGUAGACGUUGACCACAUCUAAGUUUGUUUUUUUUUUUCACAUUUUU